Fundulus heteroclitus (mummichog) is the source of this 853-nucleotide messenger RNA. It is a transcript of the gene vcpkmt, whose product is annotated as valosin containing protein lysine (K) methyltransferase. Gene Ontology annotation, molecular function: protein-lysine N-methyltransferase activity. Lineage: Eukaryota; Metazoa; Chordata; Actinopteri; Cyprinodontiformes; Fundulidae. Gene Ontology annotation, biological process: peptidyl-lysine methylation. The record is from RefSeq and is a predicted model, not a curated record. The coding region runs from base 33 to 701 and encodes 222 amino acids. The transcript is spliced from 5 exons. Gene Ontology annotation, cellular component: cytosol; cytoplasm.
UGCCAACGGUUCCACUUCCGUCUUCUGCCAACAUGGCGGCGGAAAUAGACAACAGUAAGUAUUUUGUGAGAGAGAUUGAAAAGAAUGACGGCUGCGUCUUGCGACUGAACCAAAGCUACAUAGGGGAUGUCGGCUGCGUGGUGUGGGACGCAGCCAUCGUUCUUGCUAAAUAUUUAGAGACUAAAGAGUUUUAUGACCCGCCAUCGGGAGUCAACGCGUGGUGUGGAAGGACUGCGGUGGAGUUAGGAGCUGGGACAGGAGUAGUUGGUCUGAUGGCAGCAACACUAGGUGCUCAAGUCAUAGUAACAGACCUGGAGGAUUUGCAGACCCUCCUUAAUACGAAUAUCCAAGAAAAUCAGUCACUCAUCAAAAGCGGCUCCAUAUCUGCCAAGGUACUGAAAUGGGGUGAAGAUGUGUCUGAGUUGUUGCCUCCUCCACAUUAUAUUCUCAUGGCGGAUUGCAUAUAUUAUGAGCAGUCUAUCGGUCCACUGGUGGAGACCUUGAAGCAGCUUUCUGGACCAGAGACCUCCAUUAUCUGCUGCUAUGAGCAGCGCACCGAGGGCGUUAAUCCAGAAGUGGAAAGGAAGUUUUUUGAGUUGCUGAAUCGACAUUUCAGUUGUGAGAAGAUCCCGUCUGACAAACAGGACCCAGAGUUCAGCAGCCCAGACAUCCACAUUCUGCACAUCCGAAGAAAAGACUGAUUUUAUAGCAUGUCUGUUUUUUUUCUAUCAAGAUAUAAACCCGUUUCAGAAAGAUAUCAGAUUAUGACAUACAAAAGACUUAAAGCCUGCAUAGUCUGUGUGUUAAAAAACUAUUUUACAUUACAAAAAUGAAAAGUUUUCAUGUAAAAAAA